CUCGGCAGGAGUCAGAGGGGCCGGAGAUCAUCGCCUUGACGGAGAGGUCCGACGAGCAGAAAUUUCUCUGCCGGCGUUGACUGAAGAUUUUGCUUAAGAUCUGGCGCCAAAAAUUAGAAGAAAUGGGAAGCAGGAGUAACAUGAUUUUGAAUUUGGUCUCUUUAUUCCUUGUCUCCGUUGCAAAUGCUCUGUCUCAGGAACCAGAACUUGGUUCGGCUCGUGUCGUAUUCCAGACUAGUUAUGGUGAUAUCGAAUUCGGAUUCUUCCCUACCGUUGCGCCCAAGACAGUUGAGCACAUUUUCAAGCUUGUUCGUCUUGGUGGAUAUAACACUAACCACUUCUUCAGGGUGGAUAAGGGUUUUGUUGCUCAAGUGGCGGAUGUAGCGACUGGAAGGUUGGCCCCAAUGAAUGAGGAGCAAAGGAAAGUGGCCGAGAAGACAAUCGUUGGUGAGUUCAGUGAUGUUAAGCAUGUGAGGGGUAUUCUUUCCAUGGGAAGAUAUUCUGAUCCGGACAGUGCGCAAUCUUCUUUUUCGAUGCUUCUUGGUGAUGCCCCUCAUCUUGAUGGCCAGUAUGCAGUGUUUGGCAAAGUUACAAAAGGGGAUGAAACAUUGAGGAAACUUGAGGAAGUCCCGACUCGUCGUGAAGGGAUCUUCGUGAUGCCAACCGAGCGGAUCACGAUUUUAUCAACAUACUAUUACGACACUGAAACGGAGAGCUGUGAAGAGGAUAGAUCGGUCUUGAAAAGAAGGCUCGAAGCGUCUUUUGUUGAGAUCGAAAGACAGAGAAUGAAGUGCUUUCCUUGAUGAACUCGGCCGUAUAAUCUCAUGGAACGUUAAACCAAACAUGCAGGCAGAGUGAAGUGGUAGAGACAAAGAUUGCGACCGCUCUAAGCCAUUACAUAGUUGUUUCGUUGUCGGCAUCAUCAAUUUCUCCGGACACAGACCCGAGUUCUGAGUCGUUUGUAUUGUUCAAAGCUCGUUAAGAACAACACACGUGCUUGGUUCUUCCCCUGAAACAAGGGCAUGUCUUUCAUUAUUAACUCAAAAGUCUUUCAUUUCGUUGACUAUAUGAUUUCUGUUUCUCUUGUGUUU
Molecule: messenger RNA, 1091 nt
Organism: Tarenaya hassleriana
Lineage: Eukaryota; Viridiplantae; Streptophyta; Magnoliopsida; Brassicales; Cleomaceae
Product: peptidyl-prolyl cis-trans isomerase CYP23
Exons: 9
Coding region: 123-803 (226 amino acids)
Biological process (GO): protein peptidyl-prolyl isomerization
Molecular function (GO): peptidyl-prolyl cis-trans isomerase activity
Source: RefSeq, a predicted model, not a curated record